Molecule: messenger RNA, 1251 nt
Organism: Metopolophium dirhodum (rose-grain aphid)
Lineage: Eukaryota; Metazoa; Arthropoda; Insecta; Hemiptera; Aphididae
Product: general transcription factor II-I repeat domain-containing protein 2-like
Exons: 3
Coding region: 1-1251 (416 amino acids)
Source: RefSeq, a predicted model, not a curated record
AUGAUUGGCGCUCAUCAAGGCUUUGUUCAAAGAUUAAGAAAUGACCCUAAAUGCAACUCUGAUCUUUUAUCGUACCAUUGUAUCAUUCAUCAAAGCGUCCUUUGCUGCAAACUGGAUCCGUGUUUGGAAAAAAUUAUGAAAACACACAGACUAUUUAAGGCACUUGUUCAAGAAAAUGAUACUCAGUUUGACGAUUUAUUACUUCAUAAUAAUGUGAGAUGGCUGAGCAAAGGAAAUGUUUUGCAAAGGUUUUUUAACUUACUGAAUGAAAUUGAACUAUUUUUAAUUCAGAGUACACAUUUGUCUGCCAAAGACUAUCACGAAUUUAUCAGUGAUAAUAGUAACAUAGCAACUAUUGCGUUUUUGACAGAUAUAUUUCAACACAUAAAUUCGUUCAACAUGAAACUUCAAGGUAAUCAGAAACUAAUUUGCCAUUUAGUUUCUGAGGUAAAUUGUUUUUGUAGAAAAAUUGACUUUUUUUUACAAGAUGUUGGUAAUGAACGUUUACAUUUUCAUAACUUGAAAAAAGUUGUAGAUGAAAAUCACGAGAUUGAUCUGACAAAUUUUACGAAGUUUUUGGAAAGUUUAAAAACUGAAUUCGAAAGACGCUUUGCUGAUUUCAGAAAAAUCAAAAACGUUGUACAACUAUUGAACAGUAGUUUUACUCUGCAGCCUGAUGGUGAAUGGAUUAAUGAAGCAGAAAAUGUUUUCAACUGCAAUAGAGCACAUCUUCAAAUGGAAAUAAUUGAAUUUCAAUCAGAUGAUGUCCUAAAAAAUUUGUAUAAUGAAAAGUAUUCAAAAACUGAAAUUGAUUCUACAUAUGAUGAAUUUUGGUUGAAAUAUGUAUCUGAAAAGAAAUACCCGACGUUGAAAUUAUUGACAGUGAAAAUGUGUACAAUGCGAAAUUUCAACUUAUUGGGGGAUGCAUAUAUUGCGAAAAAACCAAGACCGCUCAAAAUCAUCUGUCAGUCCAAGAAUGAUGCAUCACAACUCAUCUACAAGUUUAACUCCCAGAUUCGUAAUGGAUUAUCACCCACACCUGGUUUUCGCUUAGUACCUGACAAGACUACACUAGAACGCGAUCUUUUACGUCAAGCGCAUAUUGAUCUGGAGCAGAAAAAGGACGCAGGCUCUACCAAUCUUACAAUCUCGUUUGUCAAUGGAGUUCCUACUGUAGUUAAAGCUGUACCAAAAAACACGAACCCCAGAGGAAGCAACCAUCGUCCAAAUACCACCCAGCCUAUUCAUUAG